UCGGCCGAGCGGGCUGGGCUGGGCUGGGGCGCCUUGGCUGCCUGCCCUGCCCUCCGGGGCCGCCCCUUGGUGGCCACCCGGGUGGCGCCUCCGUGCGUAAAAACGCAAAGGCGCGCCGAGGGCGCAGCCAGCUGGCGAGAAACCGACCACGGGCCGCCUGCCUGCCCGCUCCGGGUCCGCUGGGGAGGCGGCGCUGACUCCCGUGGUCUCUCCCGGAGCCCCGUCCGGGAGGAGGAAGGGAGGAGCCCCACGGAAGGCGCCCGGCCGGCCGCCCCCCCUGCUUCCCUCGCCCGGGCCUGGCGAGCCGCUUUGCGCGCUUGGAGAGGCACCCGCCGUUACUGCUGCUGCCGGUGGGGCGGCGAUGAGGUCCGGCAGGCAGCGGCUCCCGGGGCGGGGAGGGGGGUAGAUAGGUGCCGGCCACGGCCUCUCCCCACGAGAUCGGAGCCGGGGCUCCGGCUUUUCCCUCCUUCCCUGGGCUGUUGCUCCCAGAAGCCCAAAGUGGAUCCAUGACUAAUCAGACUUUAAAAGGAUGCAGAUGCUGCCUCGCUUCUUCUUCAUUCUGGUGGUCUUGUGCGCCGGCCCCAUCCUUUACGUCUUGCUUUGCCCACACCUCUGUGUCUCGCUGUGCUGGCAGAGCAGCUGCCGGCACGCAGAAGAACCAGCAAGGCGGUGGCCGGCGGCCUCGGACUCAGGGAUGGCUCGCUUCGACGGUUACAUCAGCGUUCCGGAUGGAAAGCCUUUGGCCCGAGCGUUGUGCCGCCAGUGUGCCGUGGUGUCCAGCUCGGGGCAGAUGUUGGGCUCCCGUUCGGGGAAAGAGAUCGACGCCCAGGAGUGCGUCCUGCGCAUGAACCAGGCCCCCACCCGGGGCUACGAGGCGGACGUGGGCAGCCGGAGCACUGUCCGGGUGGUCUCCCACACCAGCAUCCCCUUGCUCUUGAGGAACCAGUCCUAUUUCUUCAAGCAGUCCCGGGACACCCUCUACGUCAUCUGGGGCCCUGCCCGGCUGAUGAACCGGGAGAAGGUGGGCUUGGUUUACAGAACCCUCCUGAAGGUGAAGGAGAUGUACCCCAGCCUGCAUCUCUACACACUGACCGACAGGAUGAUGGCCCACUCGGACGAGCUCUUCCAGCUGGAAACCGGGAAGGACAGGAUGAAGUCUGGCUCCUUCCUCAGCACUGGCUGGUUCACGAUGGUCCUGGCCAUGGAGCUGUGCGAGCGGAUCGUUGUUUACGGCAUGGUCAGCGAAAGCUACUGCAGGAACCAGAGCCAGCCCCCCGUGCCUUACCACUACUUCGAGAAGGGCAAGAUGGACGAAUGCAAGAUGUACCUGGCCCAUGAGCGAGCCCCCCGGGGCGGGCACCGCUUCAUCACAGAGAAGGCGGUUUUUUCACGCUGGGCCAAGAAAAAGGACAUCGUCUUCACCCACCCUUCAUGGCUGGAUGGCCAGAGGUGACCUCCGACCCCUGGGGCUCUUUUGCCACUCGAUACGUUCCACGAUUCACCCAAUUCCUUCCUGUUGCCUAGACCUGGGAGGUCCACGUCGCAGUGGGCGAAUUGUCACCAGAAAAGGAUAUUUUUGGGAACGGGGGUUCCCAGUCCUCGUUGGGUGCGCUCCAUUUGAACAGUCUUCGGACGCUCACGACUGGCUCUGCUUUAUUUAUUCCUGGCAACGGAGAGGAUUGGGGCCGUUCUGAGAGGAGGGGCAGAUGAUCAAGGAAGCAAACGAAGCCUUUUUUUUAAGGCUGACUAUUUUCAUCACACACACCCGGGGACAGUCUACUCAUUUCUGCCUCCAAAUUAUUCACCGUGAAAAAAGGUCCUUCUUAAAGCGAUCGUGUUUAAACCUCACGACCCUCGUACGAGGAGGUGGGUUUUAACGAUGGCCCUGGAGCCGAAGAGAGGUCUUCUGAGUGGUUGGUCUUAAAUGAUCUGCCGGUGAUGCGGUGGGCCGAUUUUCAAGUGGGAGGAGAAAGCGGAGCCCUGCAAAGCAUUGAGCCUUUGCAACAGAAUCUGGGUUCAAACUGGAUCAAAUAGGAUGCGUUUGUGGCUUUGACAUAGGCUUCAUAACCUGUGUUGCCACUUUGUGAACCUAUCUGUGUUUUCCUUCUGGUUCCCACUGUGGAUCUAGCAUCUAAAAUAUAGAGAUGUGUGUGUGUGGUUUUGUGCAAGCCUUGACUUUUGUACUGUGAUGAUUUCCAAAGAAGUACUGUACUUCGCAGUCCGGAUAUAAAGCUGCGUAUUUCUGUUCUCCAUCA
Molecule: messenger RNA, 2255 nt
Organism: Pogona vitticeps (central bearded dragon)
Lineage: Eukaryota; Metazoa; Chordata; Lepidosauria; Squamata; Agamidae
Gene: ST6GALNAC4
Product: ST6 N-acetylgalactosaminide alpha-2,6-sialyltransferase 4
Biological process (GO): ganglioside biosynthetic process; oligosaccharide metabolic process
Molecular function (GO): alpha-N-acetylgalactosaminide alpha-2,6-sialyltransferase activity
Source: RefSeq, a predicted model, not a curated record